UGGAACAUAAUCCAUUUCCAUUACAACAUCUCGUAAUAUAUUAACUAAUAGUUAUACGAAAUAUAACGUACACGAAUAAUUCUUGUCCAAAACUGAAAGCGACUACAAAACGACGGCAAUGUUUAAACACGUACGAACCUGCAAGAAUCUCAUAGUGAGAGGGGAUCUGGGAGGAUCUUCGUUAAUGAGUCCCGAGAUUUCACGAUAGUCCAAAUUCCCCAAGUUCCCCAAGUUCCCCAAGUUCCCCGCACGCUAUUCGCCGUCAUCUUACAGGCGCGGCAUAAUAUGAAUUCGGCAGCUCUUGAACGUUCACUCGAUGGCUCGGCUUAAUAAAUCGACGAAUUUCAACGAGACUCUCGCCCGCGUAGAAAUAACUACCUAACAUAACCUAUUUAGGAGCUUCGAUAAGCAAAGAGACUCUGCAGUAAUCACAAUCAUGGCUCCUCGACCCCGUCUGGAAGGCAAGGUCGCAAUCGUGACAGGAGGCGCGUCGGGGUUCGGCAAGGGCAUCGUAGCUAAAUUCGUGGAAGAAGGAGCUCAGAUCAUCAUCGCCGACCUCUCAGAGGAAGCCGGCAGAGCGGCAGCCGAGGAGAUCGGGUGUAAUUUCGCAGCAGCCGAUGUGACGAAGCGCGAGGACUGGGGACGUCUUCUUCAAACGGCUCUGGACACGUUUGGCCAGCUUGACAUUGUGGUGAACAAUGCCGGAGCGACGUACGCCAAUAAGCCUACCGAGGAGGUAACGGAUAAAGACUUCGACCUCGUAAUGAACGUUAAUGUUAAGUCUGUAUAUAUCUCCACUAGCGUUAUCGUGCCCUACUUCCUCGAAAAUAAGAGACCGGGGAGCUUUAUUCAGGUUGCUUCUACCGCCGGUGUUCGACCGCGCCCAAGGCUUACCUGGUAUAAUGCAUCGAAGGCAGCUGUGAUUAAUGCUACAAAGACGAUGGCAGUCGAAUAUGGACCUCAGCAGAUCCGGUUCAACGCGGUCUCUCCGGUCAUUGGAAGCACGGGCAUGACACACCUAUUCAUCGGCAAGCCCGACACAGCUGAGAACCGCAAGGCGUUUGAGUCUCUGAUACCGCUAGGUAGAGGCUCGACUCCGGAUGAUGUCGCUAACGCUUGCUGUUACCUAGCUAGCGACGAAGCUGCCUUCAUCACCGGAGUCAACAUCGAGGUAGAUGGAGGGAGAUGCGUUUGAGAAAUUCCCUCGAGCGACUUAUGAAGUCAUAUUUGAACUUGCGCAUAAGGUGAUAAGAGUUGAUGACUGCUCGGUCCGAAUUUAUUUUCCGGGAAUUGAGCCCGCAAUGAUGGAGUUGGGUAUCAUUUUUGUUAUUGGCUGUAGUAUAAAUAUUUAGUCGAUAACUAUACGAUAUACGAUAUUUCCCGCAUGAAGUGACUAAAAUAGAGUCACCUCUUAAUUGACUAGGUUUCCCAAGCAUUAGACCAUUCCGCUACGCGA
Messenger RNA from Daldinia decipiens, 1456 nucleotides. RefSeq names its product 3-oxoacyl-reductase. Lineage: Eukaryota; Fungi; Ascomycota; Sordariomycetes; Xylariales; Hypoxylaceae. The record is from RefSeq and is a predicted model, not a curated record. The transcript has 2 exons. Bases 437 to 1195 code for a protein of 252 amino acids.